AUGGGCUGGUUUUGGGCUGAUCCGAUUAGUACCGCUGUCUCAGCUCAUGAUAAAUUCACUGAAAGCAGUAAUAUACCACCGCCAGGAUGCCCAAUGCAUGCUCCAAACAAUGAUGGAAAAAAGACAAUCAGUAAUACUUCAGGUUCAGGAAUAGAUAAUCUUGAUAAAAAUGGAGUUUUACCUAGCCCAGAUUCGAAACUAGCCUCAAGUUACUCUCAAUACAACCCACUCAACUAUAUGUUCUCUUACAUUUCACAAACUCCUGCUAAAGAUCAGUCGGUUCUCCUUCCAACAGAACGUGAGUCCUCCAGUAUACCUAAAGGUACUGGAGAAGGUAAUUGGGAGUACCCAUCGCCACAGCAAAUGUACAACGCUCUUCUUCGCAAGGGAUACACAGACACAGAUGCCAAUUCUGUUGAGAGUAUGGUCAGCGUUCAUAAUUUCCUGAACGAGGGCGCAUGGGCCGAGAUUCUUGAAUGGGAAAGGAAAUUCGGGAAAGGCCUAAAGAAAGGAUUGGAAUUGAGUAUAUUUAAUGGAAAGAAUGUUGAAUCGUCAUCCAGCGAAGAGGAUUCUCCACAGCCAAGCUUGAUCAGCUUUGUUGGUAGACCCAAAGAUAUGACCCCAAAAGCAACUCUCUUUCAGCUACUAGGAAAGAUAUAUCCUACACGUUUCGGUACCGACCCUCCAUUUGAUCGUCACGAUUGGUAUGUUCAGCGCGAGUUUAAUGGAAAGCGAAAACAAAUUCGAUAUGUCAUCGACUAUUAUGCCGGUCCCGAUGAUUCCAAUGGAGAGCCCGUUUUUUUCUUAGACGUGAGGCCAGCAAUAACCCCAUUAACAGCUGUUGAACGAAUUAUGAACUGGGGAGGAGACGUAUGGUCUAGGGCUUCUGGAGCAGCGGCGAGGGAAAAAAAUGCAUAA
Messenger RNA from Blumeria graminis f. sp. triticale, 918 nucleotides. The record is from the annotation of a GenBank genome assembly. NCBI's taxonomy places the organism in Eukaryota, Fungi, Ascomycota, Leotiomycetes, Helotiales, Erysiphaceae.